Thelazia callipaeda (thelaziosis nematode) is the source of this 1440-nucleotide messenger RNA. Lineage: Eukaryota; Metazoa; Nematoda; Chromadorea; Rhabditida; Thelaziidae. The record is from the annotation of a GenBank genome assembly.
AUGGAGAGACUUUCCUGGCGAAAAGCUGAUCCAUUAUGUACAUUGCAGUGUCCCUCUUCCAGUGUCGCGGCCAGAACUGUAGUAUUGCUGUCAUUUUCAGAUGAACUGUAUAAAACUACUACUAAAUUAAACGAGAGUCAAAAAUGCGCUGUUGCUGCUGCAUUGAACAAAACGAGACCAAUUGUAACCAUUCAUGGGCCACCUGGAACGGGAAAAACGGCUGUAAUUACUGAAAUCGUUAUGGAAGCUGUACUCAUUUGUGCUCCUUCAAACGUGGCAGUUAAUAACGUAGUGAAUCGAUUGAAAGGCUUCACUGAAAUAUGUUCUCUGGGAAUAGAUUCAGAGCUGUCACUUUCAAAGGAGCUGGAACAGCUUGAAAAAUUCAGUGACGUUCAGAGUCUCAUCAGAAACUUGGAUUCAGAAAAUGAUGUGGUUUCCGAAAUGAAUUCAAAUGCACGUAAAAAAAUUUGGCAUGUAGCUAAUAAAAUGUUAUGGAGUUUGAAGGAGAGCGUCCUAAAAAACAAGCAAGUGGUUGCUUGUACUCUUACUAAUAAUUCACUUCGAUUUCUUCGUGAACAAGGCUUUCAUCCGAAUGUGACUGUAAUAGAUGAAGCUGCCCAAACCUUAGAAUGUGUUGCAUGGUAUUCAUUGCUCUUGUCACCUAGAGCUGUUGUUGUUGGUGAUCCAUGGCAGUUACCACCAGUUUUGAAAACCUCACAAUCGGCUGAAAGAAGUAAGACUGGCAAUUCGCUGAUGGAUACUCUAUCGAAGAGGUUUGACCAGUCGAAUUCAUUCAUGCUAACUGAACAAUAUCGUAUGAACAAAAAAAUUAUGGAGUGGCCAUCUUCAUUUUUCUACAACUCACAAUUGCAUUCAAGCGAACUUGUCUCCAAUCAACUUUUGAGUGAUAUAAGUGACAUGCCAAAAGGAAAUUUGUUUGAUGAGCCCAUGAUAUUUCUGGAUACAAGCUGUAAUAAGUCGUCAGAUAAUAAAGAGAAGUCGUGUCGAAACUCAUUUAUCAACACUUUUGAAGCGCGACUGGUCACGAAGUACAUUACUAUGUUAAGUGCCUGUGGUGUUCGUAAAGAAGAUAUCGGUGUUAUUGCCCCAUAUGCAGCUCAAGUAGGUCUACUUAGAAACUCAAUAAGGACUAGUAAGGUGAAUAGCGUAGACGCAUUCCAAGGUCAGGAGCGUGAAGUUGUAGUCAUGUCAUUGGUGCGAAACAACAAUGAAGGGAGGAUGGGAUUUUUAAAGGAUAAGCGCCGCUUAAAUGUUGCUGUCACAAGAGCCCGCCGACAAUUUAUUCUGAUUGGUAAUGCAGCAAUGAUGAGACACACGAAGCACACGAAAUCUCUCUUCGAAUACAUACAGCGUCAUGGAGUGAUCGUUAAACCUGAUCAUUUGACUCGAUUCAAGCCUCACAUUCGUAAUCGACCUUAA